Molecule: messenger RNA, 1677 nt
Organism: Diaporthe batatas
Lineage: Eukaryota; Fungi; Ascomycota; Sordariomycetes; Diaporthales; Diaporthaceae
Exons: 3
Coding region: 1-1677 (558 amino acids)
Biological process (GO): proteolysis
Cellular component (GO): fungal-type vacuole
Molecular function (GO): aspartic-type endopeptidase activity
Source: RefSeq, a predicted model, not a curated record
AUGAGGUCGAGCCUUUUCUUCCUCUCUUCUCUACUGAGUAGCAUCUCAGCCACACUCACAGCAUCCAGCGGCGACUCGCCCUAUUCAAUUGAACUACGAUCCGUCCCAGGCACCCAAGCGCCCAUUCUCGAAGUUGCCCCGAAGAGUCGCCAUGUCAAACUCCGCAGGAGCGACCAUGCCCUUCCCAAGCACCUCGCUCUGCGGAGCGUACUGGGACUCGACCAGGAUCAUAUCGGAAGACGCGAGGAAGGGGAAUCGGCGCCGAUGGUCCAGCUGAAGGGCGAGUCUUACAUCGCCGACGUGACCAUUGGCGACCAGGAGAUCCCGGUGCUGAUCGAUACCGGCUCUGCGGACUUGUGGGUGGCCCCGGACAGCUUUGUCUGCCUCGAUGAGAACCACAACCAGACGUCCAAGGAGACGUGCAACAUUCCCGUCUACUUCGAGGGAACAUUUGGCGACGGGGUGGUGGAGGACCAAUACUUCUCAAUCAUCUACGCAAACGGACAGUACGUCUAUGGCGAAUAUGGAUACGAUUCCGUGACAUUCGGCGGCAUCACCGUGCCGAAGCAACAGUUUGCCCUGCCCUCAACUGGAUACUUCCAUGCAUCCUCGGGGGACUUCUCGGGCAUCAUGGGCCUGGGUCUCCCAGCCAUGACCGCGGCGAAGAAGGGCGCAAAGCCGCGAGAGACUGUGAAUAACCAAGACGAGAUUGCAUCAUACGACCCAUGGUUCACAAGCGCCGACAAGCAGAACCUGACCGAGCCUGUCUUCAGCUUGGCAGUGGACAUGGAUGGCGGCGGGGUCCUGGCCCUCGGGGGCGCUGCCGAUGUGCCUGUCAAGGGGGACUACGUCUCGACUCCGAUUCUCAUGCUCAACCUCAACGGGGAAGAGCGCGGGGGCGACGAGUUCACGUACUACACCAUCAUGCCGGAGGAGUACAUAAUCGCCGGUCAGCCCUUCACCAACCACACGGACGAGACCACAGCCACAACCACAACCGCAACCACAGCCGCACCACCACCACCAGAAGGCGGCCCAGCGGUCCCAGCCCUGGAGGAGGCCCAACAACCCCAGCGCCGCCACGCCAACGGCGUCCCCACCAUCAUAGACAGCGGCCUCUCGACCAACAUCCUCCCGCCCUCGCUGAUCAAGGCCCUCUACGGCGCCUUCGCCGCCCCGCCGAAGCUGGUCGAGCUCAGCCCGGGCGGGCCGCGCCUCUUCGCCGCGCCCUGCGACGCCGAGGUGCCCUCGUUCGGCAUUCGGAUCGGCGGGCACGUCUUCGAGCAGCCCGCGGGCGCGGUGCUGCUCGCGGGCGCCAACGCCACCGUGGACGGCACCGCGUUCUGCGCGCUCGGGUCCCAGCCGGGCAUCGAGCGGGCCGGGGCCCUGGGCGCCGCGUUCCUCGGCGGCGUGGUCGCCGUGUUUGACGUCGGGGCGGCGGAGAUGCGGUUUGCGGAGAGGGACCGCAGGGGUCUGGCGUCUGAUGGGACUGCUACUGGUACUACUGGUACUGCUGGGAACGGGUCGACUGGGCGGAACUCGACUGGGGAUGUGACCAUCCCCCCGGCUAGUUCUGGGCUUGCUAACACCAACGCUGGCGGCAGGCUGCUUCCGGUGUGGGUUCAGCUUUUGAAGCAGGUCGCUUGCGGGUUGUUGCUGGGGCAGAUUGAAUGUUGA